This is a messenger RNA of Tripterygium wilfordii, 757 nucleotides long. RefSeq names its product non-specific lipid-transfer protein D, cotyledon-specific isoform-like. Gene Ontology annotation, molecular function: lipid binding. Gene Ontology annotation, cellular component: membrane. The transcript has a single exon. Lineage: Eukaryota; Viridiplantae; Streptophyta; Magnoliopsida; Celastrales; Celastraceae. Bases 148 to 495 code for a protein of 115 amino acids. Gene Ontology annotation, biological process: lipid transport. The record is from RefSeq and is a predicted model, not a curated record.
AAAACCCUAAUUUUCAUUCAUCAAUGGCUCUCUCCAUAAUCUAUAUAAACUCUCUAGUACCAAACUAAAUUGCACAUCCAACUAAAGUUUUAACUACAGAAGGAGAACAAGUAGCUAGAUUAUCAUUACAUUUCUUGCAAUUCCACAAUGAAGAACAUUUUCUUCUCAAUGGUUUUCCUCCUCUCUCUAUUGUUCUUGCUUGCCAACGUCAAUGAGGCUGCCGUGCCAUGCAAUGCAGUAACAGCAAAGGCUGCUGGGUGUGUUGGGUUUGCAAUGGGGAGGGACUCCACGCCGUCCCCUGCUUGUUGCAGUGGACUCCAACAGCUUGCCGAGACUGUCAAAACCCUCGACGAUAAGAAGGCGAUUUGUCGAUGCCUAAAGGGAGCCGUUAAGGCUUUUCCGGGCGUCAAGGACUCCUCCUUGAACAAAAUUCCUGGUGCCUGCCAUAUCAAUGUUGGCUUUCCAGUCUCAUUGACCAUCAACUGUGAAACGUAAGACAAUAUUUCUUCUCUAAGUAGUUCAUUUCUUAUUGAUUCUUUCAGAAAAAACUCAAUUUUGGUUUUGUUUUGACAAUGCAGGAUUCACUAAGCAAAGUGGAGCUGGCUAGCCAAGUAGUUUUCAUGUUAGGAAGGGAUGAAUAAGACAUUGAGGCAGUGCAUUUGGUUCUUGUUGGAACCUACCUUUUGCCUUACUAAUGCUAAUAAUAAUGUAAUCUCUGGUUUUAGUGGAGGAUCAGCUAUUGAGGCUUUCUUUAAUU